AUGGUCCGUAUUGAUAAUGAGAAAUUUGAAAUCUCAAACCUCCCGAUUCCUGCACACCAGCAGAACUCUUCCAGCAACCAUGGCCUUGCACCACCUCAGCCCCAGAAGUCCGCAGAGUUCCAGACUACAUGGGCUCCUGGGCGGUUGGAGAGCUAG
Molecule: messenger RNA, 156 nt
Organism: Parastagonospora nodorum SN15
Lineage: Eukaryota; Fungi; Ascomycota; Dothideomycetes; Pleosporales; Phaeosphaeriaceae
Exons: 2
Coding region: 1-156 (51 amino acids)
Source: RefSeq, a predicted model, not a curated record